GUUUCAUCUUUGAAUCAAUCCAAGGGACGGAAGCCUCAGAACUCCUCAAAUGUUCCUGAUCACCGGAAAAACGGCACAAGCACCGAAGCAUCAGAGCUGGAUAACUUUAGCGUGACCUACAGAAAUCAGAGGUGUUUUAGUGACCAGCCACAUCACAGACUGUUCCUGGACAUCUUCACUGCCUUGAUCAAUAACAGACUCGGUUGUAGCAACUGGCUGGAAAAUUCCUCCUCAGACAACAUCCUAAGAGUUUUAAACUGCUUGAGAUUGUUGAUCAGGGAUCCUCUUCACCAGACGCUCGUGAAGCUGCUCUCUACGCGGGACAGUAGUGUGGUUUUAGGAUCUCUCCUGGCUCUCACCACACUGGCUGAAAGUCAAGAAUGCAAGGAGAAGAUCGGAGAGCUGUCUGUUGUGGAGCAUCUUCUAGUUGUAUUACAAGAGUAUGACAUGUUUUCAAAAAGUGAGAUUCACUCGAAUGCACAAAUAUGGCCGUCAUGCUGUGCAGCGAUCACUGAGCUUGUUUUGGACGACACAACAGCACAUAAUGUGGUUCAGGAGAACGGUGUGUACAUAAUUGGCAAAUUGAUUUUGCCACAAAGCUUUAAAGAUUCUCAGGCUAAAUCUCUACAGUGUUAUGCUUUCAGGGCCCUACGGUUCCUUUUUAGUAUGGAACGCAAUAGACAUCACUCUGAUAAGCUCUAUAUCGUGAUGGAGCUCAUAGAAGGAGCUCCGCUGGCUGAACAUUUCAGCUCUCUCAAAGAGAAACGGCAGACGUUCACCGAGGAGCGAGUCUGGAACAUUUUCAUACAGAUCUGUCUGGCUUUGAGAUACUUACACAAGGAGAAACGGAUCAUCCACCGAGAUCUCACACCUAAUAAUAUCAUGCUCGGCGAGAGAGAUAAAGUCACUAUUACUGACUUUGGUCUUGCUAAACAGAAGCAGGAGAACAGUAAGCUGACGUCAGUGGUUGGGACAAUCCUGUACUGCUGUCCAGAGAUCGUGAAGAACGAGCCGUACGGUGAGAAGGCAGAUGUUUGGGCCGUGGGCUGCAUCCUCUAUCAGAUGGUCACCCUCACACCUCCAUUCUUCAGCGCAAACAUGCUCUCGCUCGCUACCAAGAUUGUGGAAGCGGUCUAUGAGCCAGUAGGAGACAAAACCUUCUCUGAGAGAGUGACUGACAUGAUUAAAUGGUGCUUGACUCCAAACGCAGACGUGCGUCCUGACAUCAUCAAGGUCAGCUCCAGAAUUUCAGAUAUAAUGAUGAAGUUUGUGGACAAUCUCUGUGCAUCCUAUAAUUCACUGGAGAGAAGGGCAGAGCGAGACAGGAAGAGAGCGCAGAAGUACUUCCUGGAGAGUAACAGGACCAGGAUGUGCCGCCCACUGCAACGGAGCGUUGGCCUCAAAGAACAAGAUGGAUCACAGACUCAGAGUUUGGAAACGUCUGCAUCUGUGUUAACAAGCGGAGCAGAACAAAAGCAAAGCCAAGACAUGUCUGGGAAUGUCAGUGUUAAAUGUUCUAAUGAGCUGAACAGUGCGGAUUGUCAAAAAGCAAAAGCACGACCAGCAUCAGCAGGAAUUUGUUUAUCUCAGAGAAAAGUUCGACAAAUUGACGAUCCCAACCAAAGGCUUCUUGAACUUCUGCAUAAGAUUGUAUUCAUAACUCAGCUCCCACCAGCUCCACAAAACAGCUUCAAGCAGCGGGCAGUCGAACGCUUCAAGAAACCGCUGUUCACGUAUGGAAGUGAUCCGUACAAUCUGAAGGUGGAGCUCAAUAAGGUUCUUCGAGGAAGUCAGGAGCUGGUGGAGAUGUCAUCAGCCAGCAGAGAGUGGUGGUCCAUGAUCCAGUCUUUAAGUUCAGACCCAGCCGCUGCGGAAAACCGGGAGGCAGGUUGCUCCAGUCUGCAAGGCGGUCUCACCUAUGAGGACAUACAGAGUAUGGUGGAGGAUGUGCUGGAGGAGAACGGCUAUUACAGCACGCCUCUGGGCAGAAGUGAAGUGGAUUCAGGAGCGGGAACCAGACGAACUCAAACCCCGUGACCCGCAGCAGCUCUCAUAUCUGCCUGACAGCAGCCUCUCAGGUCAACCUGACAAUAAUCACAUUAUGAAUCAUAAGCUGAUUUUGUGCAUCUGAAGAACACAUGCUGAUAGUUGAUUGCAAUAAUAGUCAAUGCA
Sinocyclocheilus grahami is the source of this 2172-nucleotide messenger RNA. RefSeq names its product NIMA-related kinase 10. The transcript is spliced from 24 exons. The record is from RefSeq and is a predicted model, not a curated record. Gene Ontology annotation, molecular function: ATP binding; protein serine/threonine kinase activity. NCBI's taxonomy places the organism in Eukaryota, Metazoa, Chordata, Actinopteri, Cypriniformes, Cyprinidae. The annotation marks the transcript as partial. Gene Ontology annotation, biological process: protein phosphorylation; regulation of cell cycle G2/M phase transition; positive regulation of MAP kinase activity.